CGUCAGUUUCACAGCAGACGCGUUCGCGUGCGGUUCAGUGUAGAGAGUGCGCUUUGUUUAACCGUUUCAACUUCAACAGUUUACCGUUUAGCCAGUGCGCGAAACGGUUAAGAAAUUCAUUAAACAAACUACGUUUUUUCAAGUGCAUUUCAAAUAUUCAAUAGUCAUGCGUCUGCUUCUAUUGACGACGCUGCUGGCGUUGCUGGGAUGGGAACAGAUUGAUGCAGCGGAGAAUGAUUACUGCUUUGGCAAGGAUUCCGAGCGACUGCAGACGCGACAAUUCAGCUCGAAGACGGCCUAUCAGAUUGUCAAGAGCACCAACAUUGACAAGCAGUAUCAGGUGCCCAACUGUGAGCCCAAAAAGAUGUGGAUAUUCCAUAGACAUGGCACCAGACUGCCCACGGCAAACACCAUCAAGGAGGCUCCGCGAUUGGAAGAACUGCGUGAUUUGAUUGUCAGGAACUAUCGCGAGUUGAGGACAAAACCGGAUACGGAUGCUCUAUGUCAAGAGGAUUUGAUUGCCAUUAAGAUGUGGAAAUGGAAUGCCAGUAUUACUGAGGACAUGGAGCAGCAUCUGACCCGUCAGGGCUAUGACGAUCUGCGCGGCACAGCGAAGUUAUAUCAACGCUAUUAUCCCACAGUGCUGCCCAGUAGGUACAACGAUACCUACUAUCUGUUCCGUCACACGGACACACAGCGCACCAUGGAGAGUUUUAAGGGCUUUUCCGAGGGUCUUUUUGGGGAGAGUAAGCUGGCCGCCGCAGCUGAUAUACCCGAUGAGGAUUUGCUGCUGCGUCCCUACGACUACUGCAAGGACUUCAAGGACAAGAACUACAAGGGUGUGGGUUCCGAGUACCAUAAAUAUCGCUCGAGUAACUUGUGGAAUCAAACCAUGUCGGAUAUUGCUCGCCGCUUAGGCUUCAAGAUGAUGGGCGAGGAGGACAUCAAGCUGAUGUUCGAUAUGUGCCGUUAUGAGCAGGCCUGGCAAGUGGAUCGCACGAGUGUCUGGUGUGCCGCCUUCCUUCCAGAGCACGUGACCGUGAUGGAAUAUGCCGAGGAUCUCAAGUACUACUAUGGCUCGGGUUAUGGCUUUGAGGACAAUUCACGGUUUAACUGUCGUGCCGUGCAGGAUAUGUUGACCCGUCUAAGCAGUCCAGUAUCGCCCCAUGUUGUGGCCUAUUUUGCCCACUCGACGGGAUUGCAGACGCUGCUAACCGCGCUGGGAAUCAACAAGGAUGAUGUUCCACUGCGUGCAGACAACUACAAUUCGAUGACAAGUCGCCGUUGGAAAACAAGUUUGUUGGGUCCAUUUGCUGCCAACUUUGUGGCUGUGAAAUACGAAUGUCCCGCGGAUCUGGAGAAGGAGAAGGUCGUGUUCUUCCUCAAUCAGAAUGCCGUGCAGCUCGAUUGGUGCAAAGUUGGUCUCUGCAACUGGUCGGCUGUGUUAGAAAAGUACAAGACCAUAGCACAGGCAAACUGUGAUGAAUACUACUGCCGAUCUGGAGCGAUUGCCGGACAGACUUCGUUCCUGGCCACUACACUGAUGGCUGCCAUUGUUUACUUAAUGCAUUAAUGAUCUUGCAACAGUCGCUGUUGCAUUGUUUAGUUUUCUAAUAUGUAAUGUACAAAGUUGGUACCAAAAAAAAAGAAGCAAAGAAAACAUUUUGCAUAUGGCCGCGAGUAAAAGAGUAUUUUUUGCGAUUAUUGUAAAUUUUUCUACUUUUAACAAGCACACAUCCCACACAGCGAUAUGCUAAGACACAAAUCUACACAUACCUUUUUCUAAUUACACAAUUAAUUAUUAAACUCUGCUUGUGACGACUAAUUACAGAUGUAACAGUUAAAUAGCUUUAUAAACUAUGUAAUUAAACGAAUCUAAGAAAA
Molecule: messenger RNA, 1884 nt
Organism: Drosophila innubila
Lineage: Eukaryota; Metazoa; Arthropoda; Insecta; Diptera; Drosophilidae
Gene: Mipp1
Product: multiple inositol polyphosphate phosphatase 1
Exons: 5
Coding region: 167-1573 (468 amino acids)
Molecular function (GO): inositol phosphate phosphatase activity; acid phosphatase activity
Source: RefSeq, a predicted model, not a curated record